AUGACAAAAUCUGCUGCGAAACCUACUUGGAUAAGACCUCGAGGGACUAUCGGUCUCGUGUUGAACGAUUUCCGGGGUUUAAGGGUGGUGUUGAGGACGCCGGGAUUUCCUAGUGGUCGACCAGAGAGGGGUUCAAACAAGAGCCCGAGACGGGCGGCUGGUCGGGAG
This is a messenger RNA of Acaulospora colombiana, 168 nucleotides long. The record is from the annotation of a GenBank genome assembly. Lineage: Eukaryota; Fungi; Glomeromycota; Glomeromycetes; Diversisporales; Acaulosporaceae.